This is a messenger RNA of Cladophialophora psammophila CBS 110553, 519 nucleotides long. RefSeq lists its product as uncharacterized. Bases 1 to 519 code for a protein of 172 amino acids. The transcript is spliced from 2 exons. Lineage: Eukaryota; Fungi; Ascomycota; Eurotiomycetes; Chaetothyriales; Herpotrichiellaceae. Gene Ontology annotation, molecular function: nucleotide binding. The record is from RefSeq and is a predicted model, not a curated record.
AUGGUUCGGAUCUGUCUAGGCUUUAUCGGCCUCACUGCCACUCCGACCAGCUGGGCUCCCCGCGCUCAUCUACCAUACCUUACCGCGGAGGCUGCUAUUAAAGCACAUAAUCUCUCGCCAUCAAUUCGUAUUUUCUCGGCGCUCGAUGUGUUAACUACCGACCCUAAUGUCGACCUGGUGGUUGUCUGCACGCGCGUGGACACGCAUUACCAGCUCGCAAGACCUGUGAUAGAAGCGGGCAAGAAUAUCUUCGUGGAAUGGUCACUGGGAGCUAAUCUCGAGCGAGCUUUUGAUCUUGUCAGUCUCGCUAAAGUCAAAGGGGUCGCAACCAUGAUUGGUCUGCAGGGUAUAAUGAGUCUUGCCAUCCGCAAAAUAAAAGAUCUGAUCGAGUCCGGCACCCUCGGGACCAUUUUCAGCGUCUCUGUAUGUGGUGUUGCCACAAAUUUGAACGUCAGUAUGCCAGAGAAGUAUGCCUACUUUGCAGACAAGCGAAGCGGCGGCAACAUUUUGACCAUCUGA